AUGGAUAAAGCCUUGAAGACCCACGAGACCCAGGUCUAUCCAGACGGUGUCCCGGGUGGCCAGGGCUUCGUUGGCGAAAAGGAUGGCACGAUGGACGAUGUCAAGGAUAUGCAGCGGAUGGGUAAAGAACAACAAUUCAGGCGAAACUUUGGGUUCCUCUCGAUCAUGGGCUUUGCUAUGAUUUUGAUGAGCACAUGGGAAAGCCAACUUGGUACCGCUGGAUUCGCCCUGGGCAACGGUGGUACCGCAGGUAUCGUAUACAUGUACAUUGCGUGUGCUAUUGGCAUGUCUCUGAACAUCGUUUCAAUGGCCGAAAUGGCCAGUAUGGCUCCUACAGCAGGUGGACAAUACCACUGGGUUUCUGAAUUCGCACCACCCCGAGCACAAAAAUUCAUUUCUUAUUUUAUCGGAUGGGUCUGCGUGCUAGGAUGGCAAGCGGGAGCGGCGUCCAGCGUCUUCCUCGCUGCCACUGAAAUCCAAGGUCUGAUUGUCCUCAACUAUGACAGCUAUGUCUACAAAUAUUGGCACGGCACACUUCUGACCAUUGCCAUCACCUUGGUCUGUGGGUUCUUCAAUACCGUCUUAGCAAAGAGGCUUCCUCUGGUGGAGGGUCUCGUCCUGUUCCUGCAUAUCGCAGGAUUUUUCGGCAUCCUAGUUCCUCUGUGGGUUCUAGCUCCUCGAACACCAUCCAAACAGGUCUGGACUGCCUUCGAAGACGCGAAUGGCUGGGGAAACGUUGGCCUCGCUUGCUUGGUGGGCAUGAACAGCCCAGUUCUCUCGUUGCUCGGUGCAGAUGCUGCGACGCACAUGUCUGAAGAAUUGAAGAACGCCAGCAAGAUUCUUCCGCGAGCCAUGGUUUUCACGGCAAUUUUCAACGGGACACUGGGUUUUAUCAUGGUCAUUACCUUCUGCUACACUGUUGGAAAUGUCGAGCAGGUUCUUUCGACCCCCACCGGAUACCCCUUCAUCCAGGUCUUUUACAACGCGACUCAGUCCAGAGCGGGUGCAACAACCAUGGUGUCAAUCAUGAUUGCGCUCAGCACUUUCGGUGCAAUGACCAACAUGGCGACCGGCUCUCGACAAAUCUUCGCCUUUGCUCGCGAUCGCGGUGUCCCAUUCAGCAACUGGGUUGCUUACGUCCCCAAGGGGUGGGACAUCCCUCUCAACGGCGUCAUCUUCACCGUUGUGGUCUCCUGCCUCCUGUCUCUCAUCAACAUCGGCUCUCAAAUCGCAUUCAACCAGCUGACCUCGCUCGGCCUUUGCGCGCUGCUGUCCUCCUACAUCGUUUCCAUCAGCUGCAUGGCAAUCAAACGCAUCCGGAAAGAGCCGCUCCUGCCAUCCAAGUUUUCGCUCGGUCGCUACGGCCUGGCGAUCAACCUCCUUUCCGUCGGCUUCUUGUUGCUGGCGUUUAUCAUGAUCUUCUUCCCCCCUGGGCCGAAUCCGAACCCGCAGACCAUGAACUGGGCCAUUGUCGUCUAUGGAGGCGUUGUAUUCUCUUCUCUGACAUAUUACGUUUUCCGCGGCCGGUUCAGAUAUGCUGGUCCCGUUGAAUACGUCCGAAAGACGAUUUAA
Messenger RNA from Cladophialophora psammophila CBS 110553, 1572 nucleotides. RefSeq lists its product as uncharacterized. The record is from RefSeq and is a predicted model, not a curated record. Gene Ontology annotation, biological process: transmembrane transport. Lineage: Eukaryota; Fungi; Ascomycota; Eurotiomycetes; Chaetothyriales; Herpotrichiellaceae. Bases 1 to 1572 code for a protein of 523 amino acids. Gene Ontology annotation, molecular function: transmembrane transporter activity. The transcript is spliced from 5 exons. Gene Ontology annotation, cellular component: membrane.